AUGUUACCAUUCGGGCCGCCGAGAUCGGCAAAACGUAAAACGGAUCCGCAUCUUCCGGACGACGCCAAACAAGGGAUGUGGUGGAGGUCACAAUCACGGGAGCACAGUCUCGGUUGGAUUGAGCCCCUGCCUUUGACCACUCUGGUAAACUGGGAAGGAGAGGCUUGCAGACGCUCGCAGGGUUGGAAAUAUGCCCGCGGUGGCUUCCAGCUUUUGGCGACGCCGGUGGUGGCGGAAGUGGACAUGGAGGUGACAGCGGCUGCGGCGAUCGUGCUGGCCGAGGGCCUAACCGAAAGAAGCACAGCAGAGCAUCAGCAGAUGCAUGAGAAUCAGGCAGAGGCAGCGGCGGGGUCAGCGAGGGGAAGGUCAAUCGGAGUCAUCGAGGAAGCGCGGGAGGGAUUCGGAGUCCUGAUGGCGCAGGAGGGCAGGGCACCGAAGUCCACGGUGGUGGCGAGGGGCGACACGGAGGUUGGUGCUCAUACCAUGGCUCUGAUCAAAAGGUCACCACGCUUGAUGGGAGGUGGAACUACGGAGGCGGCGGACGGACCAGACGUAGACAAGGCAGCGUCUCCGAGGAGAUCUGCGGACGAUGUGACGAAGCUGUCGUCGAUCCCAGCGAUAGGAGGAGGACCCGCUGUCGCACGCACGUUCCGCCCCAUGACCUCUGGAAACUCGCCCAGCCUGCCAGCAGUCAAGUUGCCGUUGUAUGAAGGGAAAGCUAACAAGACAUCUUCUGUUGCAGGAGCGGUUGGCCUUCAGGGCUCUGCUGGUCGUUCUUUGGGCGUCAAGGGGCCGAACCGCACCCCGCCGCUCACACCACCGCCGCAGUUCGCCCGCUCGCCGGUACUAUCCAUCACCGACAUCUCGCGGCCCCUCUCUGCACCGAGUGGAAGCUCGGCCGGCGGCAGCGCGCCGACGACGACCGCUCUCCUGCCCCGCAGCAGAAGUGUUGCCGGCCCCGUCGUCAAGGUGCCGCCAUCACCAUCAAGGCUUCACGGCGCUCUGCCCUGCGGCACUUGCGUUGUUGGAGAUGCCCAAAUGGCGCUGACCCGGUCCUGGGCGCACAUCGCGAUUGCUGACUCAGAGGUGCCGAACAUUGCUGCCGAGACGACCCUCGCUGGCGUUACCGCUGCACGGGUUGUCAAGUCGGAGGCGGUGAAGGAGUCCUUGGCGAGUGGGCAGGCGGCGCGGCGAUCACACCACGAGGAGCGGCGCGUGAAACCGAGGGUUCGCCACGAUGCUGGCGCGGUGGUGGCAGUAAGGACGGCGAAUGGCCGGCUGCUGGCCAUGAAGGUCGUGCAAACCGACGGAGAUGUACAAAAAGAGAAAGAGGCCCGGCAGGAGGCAGAACUUCUCGAGGUCUGUGCGCCGCACCCGAACGUGGUCGACAUGCUUGGAGUUAUCAAGACCAACACCACAUACUACACGCUCAUGUCCUUGGCGGACGGCGACGUAGCUGCCAUGAUGAAGCACGCCGGCCGCCUGACCGAGAAGCAGGCCGUGUUCCUCAUCCGGCAGCUGGUCUCCGCGUUGGAGUUCCUGCACGCGCGGAGAAUCGUGCACUGUGACGUCAAGCCUGCCAACAUGCUCCUCGUCGGGAGUAUAAACAAGAUGCGGCUGGCGGACUUCGGGCUGUCGGCUAAAGUCCCUAGAGGCCACGCCGGCGUCAACGGUGCCUGUAGAACCUUGCCGUACAUGUCGCCGGAGCUGUUCAAUGGUGCAAAGUUCGGGACGGCGGUCGACAUGUGGGCGACGGGCGUGGUGGCCUACGAGCUAAUGAUGGGCGUCCUCCCGUUUGCUGGUGGUGGGAAGAGUAGCACCGCCCCCCGCGGCAGCGGCGGGAGCGUGAGCACCGAUUCAAGCGGCUCGAUCGUCACCGAUUGCGGUAGUGGACCCGGCACCAGUUUCCGCAACAGCAGCAGCAGCAGCCGGGGGGCGUCGCCCCGACCGGCGUCGAUUCUGGCGACAGGUGACCGUGACGGUCUUCUGCGCGAAAAGAGGGCACGGAAGGAGGCCAAGGUGACGUGGAGGGAAAGAGUGCGCGCUGACAUCAUCAACGGAGAGUACACGGUAGACGAUGGUGCUGUCGGGCACCAAGGACGACGGUUCAUCGAGAAGCUCCUGCAGAAGAACCCGAGCGACCGCAUGUCCGCCUACGUUGCCGCCGGGCACAGCUGGCUCGACCCUAACUCCACCAUCCCCGCGAGGAGGCGCGCGGUCCGGCUCACGGUCGCCGAGGCGCAGGUCGACCUGAUGGUGCGGCUCGUGAAACGGCUUAAGUCGCGUGCGGGAGGACUGGUGGACCCCGCCCACCCGGCGGCGAUGAAGUCCGCGGAGGCGGUGGAGGCGACGGCAGCAGCGGUGAGCGUCCUGUCGGAAUCGGCCCUGCUCGCGGUGGCGGCGGCGGCCGAGUUGCGGGCGGAGUGCAAGGCGGCCAGGGCACUGGACAAGGCCGCUUCUGCCGCCGUUGUGUCUGCCAAGAACACGAAGGAAGCGCGGCAGGAGCAGGUGGGGGCUAACGCCAGUCCGGCAAAGAGCGGCGGCGGUGACUACGGUGGCCAUGGCGUGUUUGGUCUCGAGGCCAUGUUCCACGAGGCGGAGGAGGCCGUGCGGCGCGCGGAGGUGUGCGCCAGGAGAAUGACGCUGGCCGGAGAAGCGGCGGUUUGUGCGGUCACCAAGUGGAGGGACGUGGUCAAGCCACAGUGA
Molecule: messenger RNA, 2706 nt
Organism: Ectocarpus siliculosus
Lineage: Eukaryota; Phaeophyceae; Ectocarpales; Ectocarpaceae
Source: the annotation of a GenBank genome assembly